AUGGAUCCUUUCAUAAUUUCAAGUUCUAUACCAGAUGUAGCAUUCAUUUCUUCCCCUGAAACUAUUCUUGAUGUAAGGUCAUCAUCAAAUACAAGUUUACCUAUAAGAACUCAAACACCUAUUUCUGAACAUCCGACACCUGUAGCACAAUCGAGUGCACUUCAUGGAUCAGAAUCAACAUUAUCACUCCGAGCAUCAGCAUGCCCAGUAAAUACAGAACCACCUCCAUAUGUCGCAGAUUAUUAUACAGCACGAGAUCCUCUAUCUUUAGGACCAAAACGAAAAUCAGAAGAUGAAAUCAAAAAGAGUAGUAAAAAAAUUCAAGCAUUUUAUCGUGAUCAAAAUGAACUUAUUGAUGAAUUGUUAAGUCCGAUUGAUAAUAAGCGACCAAUUGAAGAAUUGAAAAAUAACUUGUUAAGA
Molecule: messenger RNA, 420 nt
Organism: Racocetra persica
Lineage: Eukaryota; Fungi; Glomeromycota; Glomeromycetes; Diversisporales; Gigasporaceae
Source: the annotation of a GenBank genome assembly